AUGGAUCAAUCAACCGGGCAAUCUUCCAAGCGCAAGCGAUUGUCUUUCGCCUGUAACUAUUGUCGCCAGAAGAAAACGCGCUGUGACGAAGAGCAGCCCUGUAAGACGUGUCGAUUAGCGGAGGUGGAAUGCAUCACGACCGACAAGCGACGCGAUGGUGCACCUGUCACCCACCGGCGACGAACUGGUGCAGCAGGUCUAAGCCCAACUCAGGAGACUCCGAAUACACCUGACUCCAAUUUAUCGUCUCUCACUCCUGCUUCUCAUGAUCGCCCACGACUGUGGUCUCAAUGUUGGGUUCGAGAUCGCUGGAGAACGGGCCGCUUGCCGAUGAUGCCUCGCCUGUCUGGAGCAAGUAUGCUUGAGUUAACGACAGAAUGGCUUGAUCUCGCAUUUUACCGACUAAAACCCCCCAGAAUAUCAUCUGUCUCGCCUGUGGUAAAUGUUCAAUUUGCAACUUUUGUACCAGGCCCGCCCGCCAUUCCUCCCCCAGAGAAGACUCGUGGCCUGAUAGAUCUUUACUUUGAGACCCUUCAUAGGUUGUUUCCGUUCGUCAAUCGCGAAACCGUGGAAAGUAUAUAUAAUCGCACUCUAUUUCAAUCGCGGGAUGGCUUCUCCAUGCAUCAUGCUUCACCUCCACACCAGGCAUUGAUGUAUUUGAUUAUUACGACUGGCCUGAUGGUUAGUCCUGCCUCGGAAGAGUCCCAGGCGCAAAUAUCGGCUUGUGUGGGGUAUUGUAAUCUAUUGCUUGGAUAUCUCAUUGCCACCCGCUGCUUGGAGUCUGUCCAGGCCAUUUUUUUAUUCUCGAUAAUUCUUCGCAGCUGUGAUAGGCUCGCGUGGGCAUGGGACAUCCUGGCUAUGGGAGGCUCGAUGGCCCAGUCCAUUGGGCUCAACCAAAAAAUCAAGUCACAUCCCCACCAAGAUGGAAACAGUCUAGGACAGAAUGAAGAAUUGGGGUAUCAAACAUGGUGUUGUCUAUAUGUCUUCGAGAAGAUACUUGCCUUUGAGAGUGGGCGCCCAUCCGUGAUUUGGGAUCGUGAGCUUUCCGGGACAUUUGCGGAUCUCAACGACUCCGAUGCUCCAACAAAUACAACACUACAAUUUCGAAAUGUUUCUGUGAGCCUUGCAAAUGUUCUUCAUGAGAUGCAGGAGCGCUCAGCCAGAGCCUGGCGAAGGGAGGAAUGGUUGCCGCAGUCAGCGGAGGAAGCAAUCGAAGAGAAAUUGAAAACCGGGGGAGAGUUACUUGUAUUACUCGAUGCGUGGCGAAAUGAUCUUCCCAAGGAGUAUAGUUUUGACGCUACCUCCACUUGUCGCAACGGACCCGAAAUGGCCUUUAUAUUAUUUUAUUACAACACCGCGGUUAUUCUCUUACACCGAAGCACGCUCAUGAUUAGCAAAGAGGAAAUGAACGAAAUGGUAACUAGAUAUGCACCGAACACGCCAUGGAAGUCAAGGCUUCUCAAUGGCCCGACAAUUGUGGUCGAAGCCGCUCGAGAUAUGGUAAAGCUAUUGGUAACGCUUGUUGACUCGGGUGCACCGAAUUAUCUCCUCACAAUGACAUCGCCGCUAGCUGCAGUAUAUGCACUGGCUGUGCAUAUUUUUCGCGAGAGAAAGUCAUUGUUGAUUCGAUCAGACUUUGAGCUGAUGAAAGUAGCCAUGCAGCUCAUCAGGCAGUCAUACCAGAAGCAUGGAACUGUGUGCAAUAUUGAUGAUAUUCUCAACGGUCUGGAACAAUUUACCUUAAAGUGUCUCGAAAACUCUGGAGGGGACCCCGCUGGGCAGCAAAGCAAUUUUCUCGAUGAGCCACCUAUGCCCGAUCACACAUCUACCCUGGCAUCGAUGGAUCUAGCUUGGGGUCCGUCAGCAUUUGACUGGGCGGGAUGGGAUUGGAACGAUUUAAAUAAUUUAUUGGAGCAUAGCUCGUAG
Messenger RNA from Penicillium nucicola, 1926 nucleotides. RefSeq lists its product as uncharacterized. Lineage: Eukaryota; Fungi; Ascomycota; Eurotiomycetes; Eurotiales; Aspergillaceae. The record is from RefSeq and is a predicted model, not a curated record. The transcript has 4 exons. Gene Ontology annotation, biological process: DNA-templated transcription; regulation of DNA-templated transcription. Gene Ontology annotation, molecular function: zinc ion binding; DNA binding; DNA-binding transcription factor activity, RNA polymerase II-specific. The coding region runs from base 1 to 1926 and encodes 641 amino acids.